Messenger RNA from Sinocyclocheilus grahami, 3469 nucleotides. RefSeq names its product TRPM8 channel-associated factor homolog. NCBI's taxonomy places the organism in Eukaryota, Metazoa, Chordata, Actinopteri, Cypriniformes, Cyprinidae. The transcript is spliced from 8 exons. The coding region runs from base 199 to 2937 and encodes 912 amino acids. Gene Ontology annotation, molecular function: transmembrane transporter binding. Gene Ontology annotation, cellular component: plasma membrane. The record is from RefSeq and is a predicted model, not a curated record. Gene Ontology annotation, biological process: positive regulation of protein targeting to membrane.
CAUUCUCACAGUAGUUACACAUACUGUAGCUAAGCGAGAAAGAACAUAUUUGUAUCUCCAAAUGAAGGACUGAAAACCAAUCAGUAUCAUUUUACUUCACAGGCUCUGGUUGAACAAACCCAGUGCUCAUACCCUGUAAAACUGACUGUACGUUGAGUGAUUGCUUUGAACUGACUUACUAAACAGAGCUAAUCCACCAUGGCACGUGAACAGGACUACUACACUAUCAUGUAUGGGCUGGAGGAGCUUGAUUUCCAAGGGAAAGCAGUGCCCAGUGAUCUUGUACUAAUAGGUGAAAAUGCCUUUCCACUUGCCAUGAAUCCAAGAGGUCAGGUGCUGAUGGCUGCAUCUCAUUACGGUCACGGACGUGUGGUGGUGUUGGGACAUGAGGAAUACCUAACACACUUCCCUGGCCUGAUAGAGAAUGCCCUGAUGUGGCUCAUGCCAUGUACCGGUGAUGCUGGCAUUGUAGGGAUUCAGAAGAGUUUACAUUCAGUAGCUGGAAACUUGAACUAUUGCCCUAUCAAGACAGAGCUAGGAGACUUUCGGAAUGGAUUAGCUAUAUAUAUCACAGAUGCUUACACUGUCGAGAGCUGUGCAAAGGAUCUGAUUGCUUUCAUCAAAGCUGGGGGUGGCUUGAUCAUUGCCGGCCAGGCCUGGAUAUGGGCUGAAGCCCACCCGCAAGAAAACACUAUAAGGAACUUCCCAGGAAACAAGGUGUGUAGUGUUGCAGGUAUUUACUUCUCGGAACACCAAGGAGAAGUUGGCAUCUUUCCUGUUCCAAGAAACAUCCCUUCUAAUUGGCUUGCUGCAUCUAUAGGCAAGGACUUUAAAGAUGACCUAGAGUUCCUCCUAGAAGGUGUGUCUGAGUUUGAUGUCCAAGGUGGGGCUAUAGCGUCUGAGGUGAUGGUGCACGGACCAUUAGCAUUUCCCAUUGCAGCCACUCCAGCUGGAAAAGCAUUUAUUGCUGGUGCCUAUUAUGGGCAAGGUCGAGUAAUUCUGCUACCACAUGAAGGCUACAUGGGCCGGGACUCUCUGUCAACUUUCCUGAUAAACGCAAUCAAGUGGCUUGAUGAGGAUCGCAAGGGUGUUAUUGGGAUCCUACCCAGUCUAAAGGCAGCCCACACAGUACUGAGCAAAUCUGGUUUAGAUUGCCAGAUGACAGGUUUUAAAGAAGAUCUAAGCGUCUACGUUUGCACUUCAUACAGUGAUGCCCAGUGUGCAGAGAUCCAAGAAUUUGUUUCUGAAGGUGGAGGUCUUAUGAUUGGGGGUCAUGCCUGGUAUUGGGCUCAAACCCACUGUGGCUGCAAUGUGAUGACCGAUUAUCCAGGAAAUCGCAUUCUUAAUAAGAUGGGACUGUGUCUCUUAGGCAGCACCUUUGGUGGAGGGUUAUAUAAAGCCCCAGAAAUAGAGCAUAGGUGUAAAGAGGGGUACCACUUUCGUAGCAUGCUGCAUCGGUUUGCUGAACAUGUAAGCCUGGGGCAAGAACUGACUAAUCAUGAACAGAGCUGCUUGAAACAGCUGGGCAACGAAUGUGCCAGUUACCUUCGCAUGCGAUCUCAUGACAGUGCCGCCUAUACUUCAAUGGUAGCACUUCUUAGUGACAUAGUGAAGGAGGUAGGUGUUCCUCAAGUGUGUAGUAACUGCCCUGUUCAAAGUGCCAAAGACCACCUGAUGCUCCUCGUUGGGACUGAGGUAUACAAAGUGUCACCCGAUCCUGAUGCCCUUUUUCCAUACAUCAUUAAGGUCAGACCUAACUUGCCAACUGUGUCUAAUGCAAGAGUUCGGAUCAGUGCCAACACUGCAGCUUGUGAAGAAUGGAUAAGCACAGGCUUAUAUCUUUCUCCUGGUAUGAAGACGUACAUAGCAGUACCUCCAGAGAUUGUUGGGAAAAAUUGGCAGGUGCAGCUUGGUUGCCAAACAGAUAACAUUGGUGGAUUAAACGUUCUGAAACGGGCUCCUGUGGUCCAUGAGCGAUUCCCUUUGGACACAGAGAUGGUCCAAGUCUGCAAUCUAUGGGGAGGGCUCAUCUACCUAAUAGCACCUCCUCAAAGCAAAGUGGAUAGAGUGGAAAUUGUCGUGCAGGACUCAGUACAGGCUCCAUACUUCAAGUCUGGAGAGACCAGUGUAGCUGACUGGGUGGACAGGAUCCGUCAGGCACCUGCCCCCUGGGCGGAGCUUGAAUUUGAGAACAUCAUCAUAACUUUAGAAGCAGAAUUUAUAAGGAAUCUGGACCGUCCUGAUGAGGUGGCUAAACUUUGGGAUACCAUAAUGAGAAGCAUUGCUGACCUGGCAGCAAGGCCUGACAAGUUCCCCCGUAAGGAGCGGUUUGUUGCAGAUGUUCAGAUCUCUCACGGUUUCAUGCAUGCUGGAUAUCCCAUCAUGAUACAAUCUACCUCUGCCCCAGCACUAGUAAAUGUACAGAAAGCCUAUAAAAGUGGUAUAUGGGGAGCCAUUCACGAGCUGGGUCAUAACCAGCAGUGUAGAGUUUGGGAGUUCCCUCCACACACCACUGAGUGCACUUGCAACCUGUGGUCAGUGUACGUACAUGAGGAAGUGCUGAGUUUGAAUAGGUCUAAUGCUCAUCCAGCCAUGACUCUAGAAAACCGUCAGGCUCGUACCAAGAUGUAUUGCAGUGGCGGUAAGGAUUUGAAAAGCUGGAAUAUGUGGACGGCACUUGAGACUUACAUGCAGCUUCAGGAAAAAUUUGGCUGGGAUGCUUUCAAGAAAGUAUUUACUGCCUACCAUGAUAUGAAUGGAGUGCCAAAAGACAAUGCAGGCAAGAUGAAUCUAUAUGCUGAGACCUUCUCCAAAGUGGUCAACCUGAAUCUUUGCCCCUUCUUCAAAGCAUGGGGUUGGCCCAUCCAGCCCAGCACACAAGAGAAAAUCUCUUAUCUCCCUGAGUGGAGUGACCAUCCUAUGGUCCAGUAUGCAUGAGAACAUCUCAGAUAACUUUUAAUAUGUUUUAAUGUAGAUAUUGGGUCAGAUUAAGUAUAAAAGAUUAUAUAUGCUUAUGUCAUUUGAAAUUAUUAUUUUUUCUCAUUUUGCUUAAGUACAUAGAUUAGCAAUUGAUUCUUAUGAAUGUAAAGCAUAGAAUGUGACUUAAAUUUUAAAUAUUCAGAAUAAGACAUACAGCACUUGUUAUUGGUGGGUAUAAGCUAAGUGGACUAAGGUUAAGUACAACCAGAACAUGCAUGUUUAAAACACAGCAUAUACUAUACAUAAAUACUAAAAACUACUUGUUUUAUGAAGUGCACUUCAAAAAGUCAAUUUAACUUUAUGGCAUUCUAUUUUAUAUUGGUGUAUCUCCCUUUCUUAUCCAAGAGAGUAAAUCAUAAUAUAUUAUUUUAGAAGACUCUGGAUGGUGCAUAAUGUUGAUGUGCUUUGAAAAAACAGAAUUAAGCCCUGUUGCUAAUGCUCAACAGAUUUAAUAAAUUCAAGGGUAACACUUUAUAAUAACUUUCAUUAA